Messenger RNA from Brachypodium distachyon (stiff brome), 4131 nucleotides. Its product is annotated as autophagy-related protein 11. NCBI's taxonomy places the organism in Eukaryota, Viridiplantae, Streptophyta, Magnoliopsida, Poales, Poaceae. The record is from RefSeq and is a predicted model, not a curated record. The coding region runs from base 448 to 3870 and encodes 1140 amino acids. Gene Ontology annotation, molecular function: protein kinase binding; molecular adaptor activity. Gene Ontology annotation, biological process: autophagy of peroxisome; autophagy of mitochondrion; reticulophagy. Gene Ontology annotation, cellular component: extrinsic component of membrane; Atg1/ULK1 kinase complex; phagophore assembly site membrane. The transcript is spliced from 5 exons.
GCUCUAGCGUGUGGAUUGGGAUUAUCGAUUAAAUGAAAAGAAAUAUUCCCUGGCCUCUUCUUCCUCCUCACGACAACUUUCCCCUCUCCCACAAACUCUUCCCGUGGAUCUCACCGGCGGCGAAUCUUCGCAGCCCUUGGGAUACCACACUCCACCGCAGGUUCAUCUCCCCUUCGAUUCUCUCGCUCCCGACCGUUUCUCCUCCCAUCACCCCACGAACGGAUUCCGCCCUUUAGAUCCCCGUUUCAUAAUCUUCCCCAAUUCGUAACUGAGGCAAAAAUCAAGGUAGGGCGGCCGCCCUACCUUGCCCUACUGGGUCCUCCGCCCGUGGCCUUGUUUGGUGGUUUGGUAGAAGAACUGCAGAUUCGAUCUGAAGGGGCGUGAAGCAAAAGAGGAAGAGAAGAAAACAAAAACAAAAUAAAAAUUGGUGGGGAACUUGCGAGGAAGAUGAGUUCCGGGUCGGCGGUGACAGGCGGUGGCAGCGCCGGCGCGGAGGACGCGGCGGCGGCGGCAGCGCUGGGGCAGAAGCUGAUGGUGCACGUAGCGGAGAAUGGCCACAGCAUGGAGUUCGAGUGCAGAGGCGCCACGAAAGUCGAGGCAAUCCAGCGAUCCAUCGAGCUCGUCUGCGGCGUCCCGCGCGCUGACCAGCUCCUCCUCUGCGGCAAUAUCCCUCUCGACGGCGCUCACCACCUCUCCUACUACAAUCUUCCCCGCGACGACCGCGAGGUCUUCCUCUAUAACAAAGCCCGUUUCCAUGCCGACUCGCUGCCCCCGGCUCCAGAGUCUAUUGACAUCCCUGUGCCAUCUAUUCCGCCGCCGCCCCGACCACAGGACACCGCACUGGAGGUGUCUGCUGACCCGGCCUUGAAGGCACUGAUGUCUUAUGAAAUCAGGUUCAGGUAUGACUUCCAGGUGGCCAAUGCAUUGUACCAAUCUAGCGUGGCAAAGUAUGAGGUGUGCAGGAGGCUGCAGCGGGAGUGGCAGGUGCAGGAGCGUGCCCUAGACAUGGCCAGGAACAACCUUGAGCAUGCAUUUCGGAAGCCCUCGCAGCGAUAUUCAAACUUUGUGCAGUGCCUCUCGCAGCAGCACCGUGGGUACCUUGAGUUGCUGUCAACUUUCGAGAGAGAUGUGCAGAGGUUACGUGCUGUUAGGCUGCACCCAUCCUUGCAAUGUGAGGGGCGGCGGUGCUUGUUGGACCUUAUAGAUGAGAAUAAGCUGAGGAAGCUGGCGGAUGAGUAUUUGAGCUCAUACAAGCAUUUAGAGGUUUUUGUCUCGCCGCUGAAGGCAAAAUUUGUGGAGCUGAAGAAGGGAGUGGACAGCUUAUUGAAUGCUAUGAGCUCGAGCACAUGGAGGGAUUUGGAGGCACUGAUAAAGGAGCAUCAGAGAGUCAUCGGUGACCAGAAGAGCAUCAUGCAAGCGCUAAGUAAAGAUGUAGAUACCUCAAAGAAGCUUGUUGAUGACUGCUCAAGGUGCCAACUGUCUGCUUCUCUCCGACCUCAUGAUGCAGUUUCAGCAGUUGGUCGUAUCUAUGAAGUACAUGAAAAGGACAACUUGCCCAGUGUACGUAAGUUUGAUUGCAUGCUUACCAAGUUGCUUGAGAAAUGCAAAGCCAUGAAGAAUGAAAUGAAUGCUUUAGUACAUUCUUCUGUGAGAGGAGUCAAAUCUGCUCAAAGUGAUAUCAAGGAGAUGAUGUCUACUCGGUUCACCUUAUACGAGGAGGCAAUAGUUAAACAAGACAAAGAUUUUUCUUACCUUAAACUACUUGGUGGUUUGGGCCAUGCAUACAGGGCUUCUCUUGCUGAGGUAGUGCGAAGAAGGUAUUCUUUUAAGCUUUAUACCGGCUUGGCUGGACAGCUUGCUGAAAAACUAGCAGCAGAGCGUGAAGCGGAGAUAAGGAGACGAGAUGUUUUCCUUAGGACAUGGAAAAAGUACUUUCCAGUAGAAAUCAUGAGUUCCAUGGGACUGUUUGGUUCUCCUAGCCAAUGUGAAGUAAACAUUGCUCCGUUUGAUUGCGAUCUACUUCCAAUUGAUGUUGAUGAUUUGGAAAAGCUUGCCCCCCAGUCUUUACUGGGGUCUUUUCUGAAACCUGAAAGAUCGCAGCAGCAUACCGAUUCUAGUACCAGUGGAAAUUUCAGUAACUCUGAACAAAAUAAUCUGAAUACUGAUGGUAAGAUGGACUUCCAGGAUUUUUUGGAGGGCUGUGAUACUGUAGAUAUAACAGGGACUAGUAAAUUAGAAGUGGAGAAUGCCAGACUAAAAGCAGAACUUGCUUCUGCUAUUGCAGUUCUCUGCACAUUCGGUGCUGAAUACGCACAUGAAUCUAUUGACGAAGGGCAUAAUGAUAAUGUGCUGAAAAAUGCAAGAGAAAAAACAGCUCAGGCACUUUCUGCAAAGGAUGAGUAUGCUAAUCAACUUCAAUCAAUGUUCAAGGCAAAGCAGGAGCAGUGCUUGUCCUUUGAGAAGCGUAUCCAGGAGCUUGAGGAACAAUUAGCCAACCAGUACAUACAAGGGCAGAUGGUUUCAGGAAGCAAAGGCACAUCUGAUUCCCUCUCUACAUUUAAAGGUAAUGACUGCAACCUGGGUCUAUCUGGAGGCAGGCAAACCCAUUUGCGUGAGGAAUCAAGUGUGGCCAUGGAUGAGACAUCUUCAACAUCUGAACAGCCAUCUAAACAAACAGAAGGUGGAGAUGAGAAUAUGACUGAUAUUUCAGGUGUACUGAACUUGCAACUACUUAAUUCAGCAGGAUGCACUAAUCUGGAUGCUUUCAUGGCAGACUCGCCACACGAUAACGAACAUAAGAUUGUCAAUAUUGAUAAGGAAGGGCGAAUGUUGACUCAACUCACUAUGGCAGAUACUUCUGAUAUUCCUGUAGAAGAUGCUAGCAUCUUAAACUCCAGAACUGAUGAGCAUCAUGCUUUAGAGUUUAGGAAUGAGGAGCUCUUUGUGUCACAGUUACAAAAAUCAAAACAGUUAGAAGAGAUGGAAAGUAAGCUUAGUGCUGUUAUGGGUGAGGUUAGCAGUCUGAAGAAAGAACUUGAAAACACCCAGAGUCUUCUUGAUGAGUCUCAGAUUAAUUGUGCGCACCUGGAGAACUGCUUACACGAGGCAAGGGAAGAAGCUCGUACCAAUAAAUGUUCAGCUGAUAGAAGGGCUGUUGAGUAUGAUGCUUUGCGUUCAUCUGCUCUGAGGAUACACGGUCUGUUUGAAAGACUAAAUAACUGCGUCACUGCACCAGGGAUGUCUGGCUUUGCAGACUCGCUGCGUUCUUUAGCCCUCUCCUUAGCAAGCUUGGUAAAGAAGGAUGAAGCUGAAUCUACCAUUCAGUUUCAGCACUGUAUCAAGAUCCUGGCAGACAAAGUUUGUUUUCUGUCACGGCAGAGUUCCGAGCUGCUAGAGCGCUAUUCAAGGGUGGAAGCAGCACAUGGAAUUCUUGUAAGAGAGUUGGAGGAGAAGAAAGAACUCAUAAGCAAUCUUUAUAGUAAAGUUCAACUAGAAAAACAGGCCAGCAAGGAGAAAAUAUCUGUGGGUCGUUUUGAAGUUCAUGAGCUUGCAGUCUUCGUGCGAAACCCAUCUGGGCAUUACGAGGCCAUCAACCGGAGCGGCUCAAACUAUUACCUCUCUGAGGAAUCGGUGGCCCUGUUCACACCGGAGCACCAUCCACGGCACCCCACCUACAUAAUUGGCCAGAUCGUGCACAUGGAGCGGAGGGUAGCGAAGCCGCCCGUACGCGACCAGAUGGAAGAAGCUCCACCGCGCUUUGGCAGCGGCGGCAGCCGUCGGGCCAUGCCAAAGAGCAACCCAUACGGCCUGCCGACGGGUUGCGAGUACUUCGUGGUGACGGUGGCCAUGCUGCCUGACACUGCUCGUUGAAACGAAAUCAAAGACCUUCCUGAUCAUCCUGCCUGCUCAUGGCUGCUGAAAUGAAAUGAAGGGAGAAGAAAUUCUCAGCUGUGUAUAUAUCAUACCAUCAGAAUUUAUUCAUAGACUUCGCUUGGUCCUUUCUAUGCAUCUUUGUACAUAAUGGUCAGUCAGUUUCAGUUCCCUCUCUGUAAAUAUGAACAGACUCGGCCACUGAUGCUAUCUUGCAUCUUCUUUCAAGCAGACUGAAUAAUGAUUUUUCAGUUAGCGUUU